AUGAAGUACCGCGAGAACAACCACCAUGAACACCGUCUCGCUGGCUUUGGCUGGUUGCCCAAUAAGAUUCGCAACCAAUUCAUUGCUGUCGUUGGCGAGUUUGUCGGCACAUUCCUCUUCCUGUUCUUCGCCUUCAGCGCUACUCAAGUCGCCAACGCUGCCACUGGCAAUACAUCCGAAAAUAGCGAUGAUGGAUCUAUCACCCAAGCACCGAACACUUCAGCCUUGCUGUACAUUGCAUUGGCCUUUGGCUUCUCCCUGGCUGUCAACGCCUGGGUCUUCUUCCGCAUCACCGGCGGCCUCUUCAACCCAGCAGUCACCCUCGCCCUCUGCCUCAUCGGUGCAUGCAAAUGGACUCGUGGUGCACUCGUCUUCGUCGGCCAGAUCCUCGGCGCCAUUGCAGCCGCUGGCAUCGUCUCCUGCCUUUUUCCCGCUGCCAUGAACGUCUCGACAACCCUCGGAGGUGGUACCUCAAUCGUCAGAGGCCUGUUCAUUGAGAUGUUCCUCACCGCCAUGCUCGUCUUCACCAUUCUCAUGCUGGCUGCAGAGAAACACAAGGGAACCUUUCUCGCACCCAUUGGCAUUGGCUUGGCUCUCUUCGUCGCUGAGCUUACCGGUGUCUUCUUCACUGGCGGCAGUCUCAACCCUGCUCGCUCUUUCGGACCCUGCGUCAUUCUACACUCCUUCCCAGGCUACCACUGGAUCUACUGGCUUGGCCCCUUGCUGGGAUCCGUCCUCUCCGUCGGCUUCUACAAAUUUAUCAAGACUCUGGAAUACGAGACGGCAAACCCUGGACAGGAC
Molecule: messenger RNA, 801 nt
Organism: Aureobasidium subglaciale EXF-2481
Lineage: Eukaryota; Fungi; Ascomycota; Dothideomycetes; Dothideales; Saccotheciaceae
Exons: 2
Biological process (GO): transmembrane transport
Cellular component (GO): plasma membrane
Molecular function (GO): water channel activity
Source: RefSeq, a predicted model, not a curated record